AUGAAACUCUUAUUCGGUCUAAUUCUAAUCGUUCUUUCCUGUGUAUUCAUAUCUGGAAGCUAUGACAGAGAAAUCGGAGUUAUUGGGAAAAGGAAGUUCAAUCGUCCGGGAAAACCUGUGAAAAAUGGAGGUGCUGUCUUUGGGGUCAGAGAAUUCUUAGGAUUCGCUAAUGAUGGGUCAAGCUUCCGUAACCCACUCUCUUCUGGAGGUGGAUUCAGAGCAGGACGAUCCAUCAUUUGGAAAACUUCUGAGCUCCCUUCCAGUCGUGGAAAAUGA
Molecule: messenger RNA, 276 nt
Organism: Caenorhabditis remanei
Lineage: Eukaryota; Metazoa; Nematoda; Chromadorea; Rhabditida; Rhabditidae
Exons: 3
Coding region: 1-276 (91 amino acids)
Source: RefSeq, a predicted model, not a curated record